Molecule: messenger RNA, 771 nt
Organism: Colletotrichum abscissum
Lineage: Eukaryota; Fungi; Ascomycota; Sordariomycetes; Glomerellales; Glomerellaceae
Product: transcriptional regulator
Exons: 1
Coding region: 1-771 (256 amino acids)
Source: RefSeq, a predicted model, not a curated record
AUGUUCAUCCCAUCACCACACGCGGAAACACGUAUCAGCACCUUACAACAGCUGAUUCGAGAGAACCCCCUCGGUGUUCUCACCACCGCCAUUCCAUCAGAUGCCCAUCCUCUCAUCCUUGCUAGCCACAUCCCCUUUGUCUUGGACGUCGAAGACGAGACGAGUGAUGAGGACCUCGGCCGGUUGAGGGGCCACCUAGCCCGCCAAAAUCCACAAAGCAAAGCAAUGAUCGAAGCUGUCCAAUCUGCCGGUACUGAAUCAACGACACUCGAUCAGGAGGUUCUCGUGCUAUUCACGGCCGCACCUCAUCAUUAUGUCACACCCAAGUUCUACACCGAGACGAAGCCCACGACUGCCAAAGUUGUCCCCACUUGGAACUACGCCGCUGUCCAGGCUUACGGCCGAGCAACAAUCUACUUUGACAGCAAGUCAGAAACUGCGUCUGCCUUCCUAUCAAAGCAGAUUGAUGACUUGUCCAGGCACACUGAGACGUCUGUCAUGGAUUACACUGGAAAGGGAGAUAGACCCGGCCCUUGGAAGGUUGCGGACGCCCCUGAGCGCUACAUUGAAUUGAUGAAGAAGAACAUCAUUGGCAUUGAGAUCGCUAUCGACCGCUUGGAGGGGAAAUUCAAGAUGAGUCAGGAAAUGCGAAAGGGCGAUAGAGAGGGAGUGAUCCGUGGCUUCCAGAGCCUUGGCUCUGACGGUGGUCAAGCCAUUGCUGCCUUGGUUCAGGAGCGAAGCGACAUGAAGGAGCUGGCAAAGACAACGUGA